Messenger RNA from Phaedon cochleariae (mustard beetle), 432 nucleotides. NCBI's taxonomy places the organism in Eukaryota, Metazoa, Arthropoda, Insecta, Coleoptera, Chrysomelidae. The record is from the annotation of a GenBank genome assembly.
AUGGGUAUCCCUGAAGUAAGCUCUAAUGAAAAUGUUGAAGGAACCAUAAAAGAAAUUGGCAAAAAACUAGACAUACACAUUGGUAAUUUCAAAUCCUUCAGAUUGGGCAGGAGCGAAAUAGGAAAAAUCAUGCCAAUCAAGGUAGAGUUUGACUCUGAGCAGGAUAAGAUGUCCAUGUUGAAAGCAAUAAAAUCAAAGAGGAUCACAACACAAGAUAUUGGUAUUGUGGGUCAGGGAUAUGAUAUUUAUAUCAAUCAGGACCUUACUGAAUGGAAUCUUCAAGUCUACAAAGCAACAAAAACAUAUGCCAAGGAAAAUAACUAUAAAUUUGUUUGGGUGCAGAAUGGUCAAAUAUUGCUGAGGAAGUCAGAAGAGGACAAAGUGCAUGUGAUUGAAAAAGAAGAGGAUCUGCACAGUCUAAAAAACUUCUAA